AACCUUCAUCUAUGAAUAACUGGAUUACGUUGUCUGCAAUCAUAUUGAUAUCUAGAAGCUAGAUCUACCAAUUGUAUGAUAAAUUUCUCAAUUCCUUUUGAAUUCUGCUUCGUCUUCCGGCAGAUCUCCCCGCUCCGGUCAUGCACUCGUGAAUUCAAGUUUUGCCUGUGUGAAGAGACAUUACAUCGAUGUGAGAUUGAUUUAGGUGCUGAGUAACAAACAGAAUUUCACUCUCUUCCUGACAAGUUCCGAUCACAUUUUUCUAGAAAGUCCAACAAACAGAAUACGUUUAUGGGACGCAUGUAGUAUUUAGGUAAUAGUUGACAAAACAGGCCGGAGUACAGAAUGAGUUGUGCCCUAGUGAACCAUAAUGUUCCGUCCCUUGUGGAUUUGUGUGUUCAAAUUGCUAUACGUUAUGUUAGGUACCUUGAUGAUGUAGGUGAAACGGACUAUCACCUUCUCGACCGCAUUCUACCCCAUUGUAAUAUUGACCAGUUGGCACGUAUUGAGAGGUCAACAGAAGGUAGAGAUCUUAGCCCUGUGACUGAUAAACUUUGGAAGAGAUUUUAUGAGCGGCAAUUUGGUGAAAACAACACCAAUCACGUUGAGAAAAUGAUGCGGAAAGGCAAGACUUAUCUGUGGAAACAUUUGUACGAGGCAAAAUUCGAGCAAGAAGAGGAAGCCAAAGAGAGGUCCUUUGAAAGAAUCAAGUAUCUUUACAAGAAACAAGAAGCUGAGAAACAAAACCGGCAAAUUAAGAUCUGCACAAAGAUUCCACCUUCUAAAUGUAAAAGAAGCUUUUAUGGAGGCGGGAGCAAUGUUUACAACACAAAGAGUACAGUAAUGAAGAAGGCAAAGUUGGAUUACUUGAAAAGUCCAGAAUUUAAGAAUAUAGCUGCUUUGAAGAAUAAGGCUGUGCAAAGAACUAGCAGUGUUUUCUCUCCAAAGAAACCGGACGGACGUUGUAUGGUUGCUGCUCUUUCAACACCCAAACCGGUGAAGAGGCCAUUGGAGAUAGAAGCAUUGAAACCAAUGAAGAGACCGUUGGGGAUAGAAGCAUUGAAACCGAUGAAGAGACCAUUGGGGAUAGAAGCAUUGAAACCGAUGAAGAGACCGUUGGAGAUAGAAGCAUUAAAACCAAUGAAGAAACCAGCAAUGAAAGAAGCAGCAAAGCUGAUGAAACCUGCUGCAGGUAGGAGAUUCUAGAGCUCCCCCAACGUUGCUCGAUAAUGCACUUUUUUCUCAAACUUUAAAGAAAACAAAUAAUAACCAUCUGUUGCAUAGUAUUUUUUUAUGAAUCAAAAGAAAAAAAAUGGAAGGUUUUAUUUGUGCUGUAACAUUUCAAGCGAGCUGUAUAAGUUUGUGCUUUAACAUUUAUUAGGUGCUUUAGUUGAUUAAUAUUUGUGCGGUAACAUAUACUCCGUAUUUCAAACAAGUUCUAUUUAUUUUGUCCACUUUGCAGUUUUUUGAAAUGACAUAAUUUGGAAAUAUAUAUAUCAGUAAUGU
Cuscuta campestris is the source of this 1506-nucleotide messenger RNA. The record is from the annotation of a GenBank genome assembly. NCBI's taxonomy places the organism in Eukaryota, Viridiplantae, Streptophyta, Magnoliopsida, Solanales, Convolvulaceae.